This is a messenger RNA of Closterium sp. Yama58-4, 4155 nucleotides long. Lineage: Eukaryota; Viridiplantae; Streptophyta; Zygnematophyceae; Desmidiales; Closteriaceae. The record is from the annotation of a GenBank genome assembly.
AUGGCAUCUAUCGCGAUCGCCUCGAGUUCCGCGUUACAAGGAAUUGACGGCUUGGAACGAGUGCGCGAUCCGACGGUCUCAAGAUCUCAUCAUCAUCCACACCGUCUAGAUGCACCAUCCGAUCGUCCCGCAUCUACUUGCCAUCCAACAAAUCAGCAUCCGGCAUUCCCAUUGGACCGCCUGCCUGACGACGUGCUCUCAUUGGUCCUCCAGCAUCUCUCCCGCAACUCCCUCGCGCACGCCUUCGUCUGCAAGCGCUGGUUCCGCCUCACGUGCCUUGCGCGCGUCUACCUCAAGGUUCCGCGCGCCGUGCACUCCGCGCAGCUUCUCUCCGCUGUAGACACAUUCCCGACAUUGUCACAGCUCGAUAUAGCGGAGAACACCGUUCCGCACGCGACAGACGAGCUCCUGCGCGGAAUCUCCGCGCGCUGCCCCAAUCUCACGCGCCUGCUCAUCGGGUACCAGUUCCGCGCGCGAUUCUCCCCCGCGGGGCUCUCCGCGCUCUUCCGCGGGUGCGCGCGCCUGCAGCAGCUCCGCCUGUUUUCCCUCAGCGGAAUCUCCGCUCUUCCCGCAUCCCUCACGCUCCUUUUUCAGCUAGAAGUUCUCGAGUUAGGCGACGACCCGGCCUGGCGCGGAUUGGAUACGUUCACGAAUCUGAUCGAACCCGAUAUAAGCCUAAACUCGUUAAGCUGUAUGAAGAAGCUGGUUGUGAGCAGCCGCUGCUUUGAGAGCCUGCCGUGGAGCAUCGGCGAGCUGACUCGUUUGGAGCAUCUAGAAAUCCAUUCAGAGGUUCUUAGAUCGCUGCCCGGGAGUUUCGGGCAGCUGGGGUCGCUGGCAGUUCUGAAGCUCGAGGCCAAGUGUUUGGAGGAGCUGCCCGAGAGCCUGGGCAGGUUGAAAAACCUGCAGCGAAUGUGGCUGACCAACUGCGAGAGUCUGUCCAAACUUCCCGACUCGUUCGGGCAGCUUUCCAGCCUAUCCUUCCUCAGCAUUCACCUCUGCGACCGGCUCCGGUCACUCCCAGAAAGUUUCAGCUUCCUGCCCGCUUUGGAAACGCUAAAACUACACGAGCUUCCGAGCCUGCGCACGCUGCCCGAACUCUUCGGGCACCUGCCGAAGCUGAGAGUCCUCGACAUGAGCACAUGCGGGGUGGUGCGCCUUCCGCUCUCCCUCUACCUCCUAGCCCGCUUGGAACGACUCAGCAUAGCAGCUUUCCCGGACCUCCCCCACGUGCCCCCCCUCACUGCUCAACUCCUCCCUCCGCUGCCCCGCCCGCCCCACCAAUCUCUCCCGCCUGACACCGCCUCUGCAUUGCUUGCGUCUCCCUCCCACUCCCAUGCGUCGUCGUCUGCUGCUGGGGAGGGUGUUCAUGCGGGAUCCGCCUCCAUUUCCCGUGAGAAUGUUGGUCACGAGAUGGGGCAGAGUCAACAGAGGAGGGCGCGGCCUGUUGGAUUCUGUACUGGAUUGGGUGGGGGCUUACGGGACGAUGAGGAGGAGGAGGAGGAGGAGGAGGAGGAGCAGGAGGAGGGGGAAGAUGAGGAGGAGGAGAGAGAGGACGAGAUGCAGCAGGGGGAGCAGCAGCAGCAGCAGCAGCAACAGCAAGAGGGGGGAGGUCUGUGGGAAGGGCAGGGUGAGCAGGAGGGUAUGGCUGGAGUCAAUACACGCUGGGGAGUCGGGAGGCACUUUCCUUCAUCCUCGUUAGGGCUCUCCUCGUUAGUGAUACUAGAAAUGACAGACCACACUGGAAUCCUUGCCCUGCCCGAAGACCUAGGCUGCCUGCCCAAGCUGGAGCUUCUCAGGCUGGUCAGACUGGACAAUUUCACGGUCCUGCCCGAUUCCCUCGGGCAGCUGAAAUCCCUGCGCAAGCUGAUGCUUUCUCAGCUGCCCAAUCUGGAGUAUCUCCCUUCCUCUCUCCCACAACUGCCAUCCCUCGAACUGCUGGUCAUUCACCAAUGUGCCAACCUGGCAUCCCUGCCACGUGGCACAAUCUCAGGCCUCCAGAACCUGUCCAAGGUGGCACUCAUUGAGUGCGCAAGCUUGUGCAGUCUGGAUAACGAAGAAGGGAAGGCCUGCAGGGGUGGCACUGACACACUGCGCCAUGUGCUUGUGUUCGAUUGCGGAAUGAAGUCCCUUCCACCGUCUCUUCUACAUGUGGAGUCAUUGCAGACUGUACACUUUCGAAAUGGGGGGUGGUUUGGUUUUCCGGUGUUUUCAUUGCCGGAGGUGUACGGGUUUUCUAGUAUCAUCGCAUUUUUCUCGCCAUCCUCACCGUCCGAUAUGCUUUCCUCCCACGACGAGCCGCUUCUCAUUCCCUUCCCCGUGAACGAUCUUCCAGACGACGUGCUCGCGGUGGUGCUUCGCCUCGUGUCGCGUCGCUCGAUCCACCUCGCCUUGCAGACGACUGUCGUCUGCAAACGCUGGUGCCGCCUCCUCCGCCUCUCGCUCUCCCAUGUGACAAUAACGAGGAAAAUCACCCCGGGUGACCUCCUGUGCGCGUUGAGAACUUUCCCUUCAAUCACGUACUUAGAUCUUGCCGAAAAUGCUCUCAUGCCACCUGUCGAAUCCCCAUUCUUUCAAGACGACCUGCUCCGUCGAAUCUCUGACACGUGUCCGCAUCUGAAGAACUUCUCUCUCGCGCACCAACCGCGCGCGAAGGGCCGAGUCUCCGUCGAUGGACUCUCCGCGCUCUUCCGCGGAUGCCCGCGCCUGGAAUCGUUGCGCCUGCUCUCCCUCAGCGCAAUCCCCGCGCUUCCGCCCGCCGUCUCCCGGCUCACCAACCUCUCUGCUCUCGAAUUGGGGGACAUCAACAGCUGGUGCUUGCAGGCGCUGCCUGCGUCUGUUGGCGCACUGAAGAUGCUUACUUGCUUGGAGGUCACGUCGGAAAAAGUUUCUGUCCUGCCCGAGGAAAUCUGUGACCUGCCUGUUCUACAAGUGCUCUGGCUUAGACUGAGAAAAUUAAGCUAUCUGCCCGAGAGGUUGGGCAGCUUGGCCAGCCUUCAGCAGCUGCGGUUGAGGGACUGCACGUGUUUGGUGUCACUGCCCGACACUUUCGGGCAGCUCAGAAUAAAACUCCUGGAGCUCCAUAAUUGUGCAUCUCUCACUGCUCUUCCCCAUGAUUUUGGGUCGCUCUCCCAACUGCAGACCCUCCGCAUGAUCUGGGUGUAUCAUUUACCCAACCUGCCCGACUCCUUCGGGCAGCUCUCCAAUCUCCGUUACCUUGAGCUGGAGCAGUGCACGGCUCUUCGAGACCUGCCCGGCCCUGUCAACUCCCCUUGCCAAAACCAGACAUGGCUGCCCGCUCUCGAAAGCCUUCGCCUGGUGGGACUCCGCCAUCUGGACUCGCUCCCUCCACUCGGGCAGCUGAAAAACCUUCGCAGGCUGACCGUGUCACUUCUGUCGAAGCUUGAGGAGCUUCCACCAUCCCUCUCCCUCCUCUCCAACCUGCAAACCCUAGUCAUCCAUGGCUGCUCGCAGCUCAAAUCCCUCCCUGGGAACGUCCCCUCCGCCCUGCCCUCCCUCUCCUCCCUCGCCGUUCUCUCCUGCCGCGGCAUUCAAGAUCUGGAUUUUCUUCCGUUUUCCAAUCGUGCUAUGGAGACAUGCGGUGAGGGUGGGGUGGAGGGGAGGGUGACCGGUGAAGUGGUAAAGUGCGAUGCGUUACGGUGCGACAAUGUGGAGAGGGGUUCGCCGCCUGAAGCUGAAAGGAAGCUGCGCAUGCAAACGGGCACACUAGCAAAUGGUUCUAGCAGCUGCUGCACCUCAGGCACAGCCCACAAGGGGAUGAAGAACCUUGUAUCUUCCCUGUCAACUCAACUCUGUUCCGCCGUGAUCUCCUCUAGAUCUGACGCCAAGGCACGCCGGGCCCGUGACGUCAGCCCGCCAAUCCCGACGCAUCUUUCUUUCCUCUCGAGUGUGUAUGUUAUAGACACGGGCGUCAAGGUGCUGCCUGAUUCGCUGUGGCUGCUUCCAUCAGUUCAGUGUAUUCAUCACUUCAAUCACAAGUGGAUGGGCAGUAAGGUCAGUGAUAAGCCUCCCAAGGAGUAUCGGUUUGAGAGGAAGUCUUGCAGGAGUGACACAGAGGGGAGGGUGUAUGUGAGAGGUGGGUAUGAAGGAGAUCCGUGUGCUUGUUGCUCUUCAGAGAGAGCCAUGAGCUAUGGAUAG